Molecule: messenger RNA, 1470 nt
Organism: Prunus armeniaca (apricot)
Lineage: Eukaryota; Viridiplantae; Streptophyta; Magnoliopsida; Rosales; Rosaceae
Source: the annotation of a GenBank genome assembly
AUGGGGAAAAUGGGAUCUUCAUCAGUGACUUCUCUUGUGGUCACUCUCCUAGUGGCUAUAGUUUCUCUCAGUUUGCCAUCAGAAACCUCAGCAAACUACCCUUACUCAUCUCCUCCACCACCAGCUUCUCCUCCCUACCAUUACAAGUCACCACCUCCUCCUUCUCCUACUCCUCCAGUGCACUAUUCACCACCUAAGCAUCCCUACCAUUACAAGUCACCUCCUCCUCCAGUGCACUACUCACCACCUAAGCAUCCCUACCACUACAAAUCCCCACCACCUCCUCCUCCUCCAGUACACUCACCUCCUCCACCAAAGGCGCCUUACUACUACAAAUCCCCACCACCACCACCCAAGAAGCCUUACCACUACAAAUCUCCCCCACCACCACCAAAGAAACCUUACCACUACUCAUCUCCUCCUCCUCCUCCUCCACACAAGAAGCCGUACCACCCAGUGCAUUCACCACCACCACCAAAGAAACCUUACCACUACAAGUCUCCUCCUCCUCCUCCUCCACACAAGAAGCCGUACCACCCAGUGCAUUCACCACCACCACCAAAGAAACCUUACCACUACAAGUCUCCCCCACCACCCUCACCCUCACCACCUAAGCAUCCUUACCACUACAAAUCUCCACCACCACCCUCACCAUCACCCCCUAAGCACCCUUACCACUACAAGUCUCCCCCACCACCAUCACCUUCACCACCUAAGCACCCCUACCACUACAAGUCUCCUCCACCACCCUCACCGUCACCACCUAAGCAUCCCUACCACUACAAAUCUCCACCACCACCCUCACCAUCACCCCCUAAGCACCCGUACCACUACAAGUCUCCCCCACCACCAUCACCUUCACCACCUAAGCACCCCUACCACUACAAGUCUCCUCCACCACCCUCACCAUCACCACCUAAGCAUCCCUACCACUACAAAUCUCCACCACCACCCUCACCAUCACCCCCUAAGCACCCUUACCACUACAAGUCUCCCCCACCACCAUCACCUUCACCACCUAAGCACCCCUACCACUACAAGUCUCCACCACCACCAUCACCUUCACCACCUAAGCACCCCUACCACUACAAGUCUCCCCCACCACCAUCACCUUCACCACCUAAGCACCCAUACCACUACAAGUCUCCCCCACCACCAUCACCACCCAAGAAGCCUUACCAUUACAAGUCUCCACCACCACCACCUUCUCCUACUCCUCCAGUCUACUCACCACCCAAGCAUCCUUACCACUACAAGUCUCCACCACCACCAUCACCACCCAAGAAGCCUUACCACUACAAGUCUCCCCCACCACCCACACCAGUCUACAAGCCACCAGUUUACUCACCACCCCCACCACCUAAGAAACCAUACAAGCCACCAACUCCUCCAGUUCACACCGCACCACCACCACCCUUACAUCUACUCAUCACCCCCACCUCCUCACCACUACUAGAUAAUGAGAGCUAG